Microstroma glucosiphilum is the source of this 7115-nucleotide messenger RNA. RefSeq lists its product as hypothetical. The transcript has a single exon. Bases 409 to 6900 code for a protein of 2163 amino acids. The record is from RefSeq and is a predicted model, not a curated record. NCBI's taxonomy places the organism in Eukaryota, Fungi, Basidiomycota, Exobasidiomycetes, Microstromatales, Microstromataceae.
CUCGCAAGGGUGGGCCUCUCACACGACAGCGUCUUCAACCAUCACCUCCCAUCAUCCUCGCGCUGACGAGCCGCUAGGACACCGCAGCGCCACAAGUACUGGGGUCAAGCUUUCUCCCCGUCGUUCACCCGUACUCCACCGCCGGGCUGCUGAGCCUGUUGCAAGGCCUCCGUACUUUUUGAGCCUGGACAAAGACUUGGACAAACCUUUACUUCGUAUUACAGGUGGUCUCUUCCUUCAUCUCCUCCGGCUCUUCAUCAUGCUCUGAUCAAUCGCCUACUCGAACCUCACAGAGGCCGGUGUUCCCCUCAUCGAGGAGCGUCCUCGUCGAAGCCUUUCAGGCAUCCAAGACGCAAAACAAUUAGCACCGCCCCUUUCAGCUGUCUGCAGCAGCUCAGCUAGCCCGCAAUGUCUUCUCACUCUGCGCCUGGCACUGGCAACCCUUCCUCUCGGCCAGCUGUGCGGUAUGAAGCCCAAGCAGCUCCUAGUGAAGGGUCUCGCGGUGCAGCCGAGGCCAAGAAGACGGCGUGGGUGGGUGCCUUCGAAAGGGUCUUGGGAGACCACCCAGACGAAUCUGCUCCGGCGGAACGGAGCAAGGUCUCAAAAUCUGCCAACGAAGUGAGAUCGCCCAAUCUUGAGCAGCGUAGCGGUCAGAAUAGCCAACAAAGAGACAGCCUGUCGGCAGGAGACUGGUCUGGCAAUGGCGAACGUGGCAGCAUCGGCAUGGAGGGAGACGGAGCGCCGCCUUCGGCGCCAAAGCCAUCCCCACGAAGACCGACACUGCCUUCUCAGCGGUCGAAGCCGCUUCCCAAAUCAGGCGUAGGCGCUCCGGAGGAGAGCAAGCCUCAAGCCUCCAACUCGAGGGGCUUCGACCUAGCAAGCGCUACCGACUUUGCUUCAGGAGACUACAGUGACGCAAGGCAGCGGGCUCAGCAAUCUCAAAAUUCUUCCUCGGGGCUCAGUCACAAGGCCAGCAAUCGUGCUCUGCGAGCAACAGCCACGUCUCCCUCACCUGCCCCUCCAAAAGCCUCCACACUCAUUAGAAGCUAUGCCCCCGAGCCGGAAGACGAAGACACAGACAAGGGACAACGCACAGCAUUGACUGCUUCUCUACGCCUGGCUAAGCCCAUUGCUGGUACCCCUCUGGUCGAGGUCUUCUCUCGUCACCAGUCCGAUAAGGUCAUCUUUGAGAACCUGUACCUCAACCAUGCCCCUGGCUUGCAGCCUGUGCGAUUGAGGAAUGUCUUGGAGCCGGGUAAAUCGGUCUUGAUACGCUUGCAGAGUGACUUGGGCCACGCUGUGUCGUUCAUGAGAAGGAAACGAACAGGGCCAAAGAAUGAGCUCGAUAAGCUCGUCUGGCCCUCAAAUACCCUGGCUUGGGCCAAGGGUGAUGGUCUAUCGCCAGCCAAGCUGCGCGAACUGCGGACCAUCUCUACGAACCUCGAGGUAGCUGACUCCCUGAUCCUCGAGGGUGGUGCAAGCACAGAAAUUUUCGUCAUCUUCAGACCGAACAUGAUCAGCUCCACGCUGCCGAACCCACUUGCACCUCUUGGCAGCAAAGUUUCAGCUCCUUCAAGGUCCUCGUCCCAAUCUUCGACCGCAACUUCCACUCACAUGGUCACUGCGAUGACCAAGCAGCCUUCUUCAGGUCCGGCGCCCGAUACACACGCUUCGCCCUUCUCAAGUUCACCUGGUCCUCCUGGCGACAAUCUUCCCAGCUCUGAGCCAUCGCCAAUAGAUCGUACUCUGCGGCGGCAAGAUCUGCUCGUUCCAGACAAUGAGCCGACGGAGGUAAAGGGUCAACUGAGCAUACGAGCUUGGCCGCUGCCGGCGUUGCAGCAGCCUCUCAACUCUGUCCCUCACAGCGCUUCAAAUGUCGGUGCCGACGAGGCGUCUGCAACCAGCAGUGAGUCCUCUGCAGCAUCCUCGAGGCCGCCCUCAAACCACGGAUCUCUACUCAGCUCUAGCGGCGGGCCAUCCCCCUCGACGGCUGUCACAGAAGUGUCCGAUGUUGAGCCGCAAGCUUUCCGGCUGGAGCUCAGCGCACGCUUCUGCCGCCCUCAGAUCGCGCUGAUCAUUCGUCAGCCGGGUGGAAGCCUUGUCGAUCUCGAGUCGGGCGUACAGAACAUCCCUACGCAUCGCUCAGGAGUCGUCAUCGUCGAUUUCGGAGACGUCAUUGCUGGUACAACGGUCGCUACAGAUCUCCAUGUCCUUAAUCAGUCGGCCAUUGACUGCUUCUGGCAGGGUAGAGUAGACUGUGGUGAUGACCCAGACGUCUCGCCUGCUGUGUCUCUCACUCAGACUGACUCGUCUGAAGCGGUCAAGCUAGUGUCGGCAUGUUCUGAUGAGGUUCCAUACCAGCCCAAUAUCUUGCUCCCGCGUACCAGCGCCAAGCUCCAGCUCCACCUCCGUCCGGAGCAGGCUGGACAAGACAUGGAAGAGCUGAUCGUCUUCACGAAUUUGCACAAUACCUCGAAUUCGAUACGCCUACUCAUCAGGGCGAACGUCCUCUCGGCCGGGCGAGAUACCUCGCUGGUUGUUGAUUCUGGAGAGACUCUUGAUUUCGGCGACUGCUGUGGCGGUCAAUGGGCUCGCCAGCUACUGGUACUGCGCAAUACGACCAACCAUUCGUUGGAUGUAGCGUUGAGUGCUCAAAAAGGUCACGAAGUACGCUUUCAACAGGCGGGUGUUGCAGCAGACACAGAUUACGAGCAUGAGGGGGAGGAGAUAACGGUUGGAGCUACAGCGGCGUCAAGCGACGGCUCCAAAUCGGAAGCUAGUGUGUCUAGCAGCGUUCCCAGGUCAGAUUCGUUGACUUCAGCCGCUCCAGUCUCGGACACCCUGGGUGUAGAAGGAUCCCACAGGAGUCUGGCCAUGGAGCUCAUUCGCACUCCCACUCACAAUGCUUCGACAGCUCCUGGCAUCGAGCCGCCAUCAUUCGAUCUUUCGGAGGGUGGGAGCAUCGACGUUGAAAAGACUCCGAUGACGUUGACGCCCCAAGCUCGCCCGCCGCCCACCAACCUGCACGAUGACAACGACGACUUCGAUAGCUCGUCCGUUCAGUCUCAAGCUGGUUCUCGGCCGGGAUCGCCGGUGCCUCAAUCUGAGAUGUCUGAGAUGGAUAUACACUCAUGCGGCAGUCUGUCACUUACCUCUGCGCCUGCGAGCAGUGCCGGUGGUCCGACAAAGAAGAAGCCAGGUCCUAAGGCUAGCGUGCUCGCCUGGCGAGAAGCCAGUAAGAUGAGUGAUGCUGGCAGCAUCGGAAGCUCUGCGGGAGACGAGCCUGCACACGAAAAUGGUACCCGUUCGGUCUCUGCUGGAUGGUCAUCUACAGCUUCCUCGAAGUGGAAAAGGGUAAACAGCUCAGGGGCACCUGAAGAGGAUGAAGUUGCAAGCUUUACCUCGGAGAGUACGAGCUUUUCACAAGAAAGCCGCUCUGUUGGGGCGCCCACGUCGUCACAGGCGCAGUCUGUGACAAGUGUGGCCAAAAUGCACUCUCGCGGUAGUCAGUUUCCCUCUUCCUCUGCUUUGCGCUCUGUACAACAAACUGAACAGAAAGAAUUAGAGGACCUGACCAUGCGGCCCGGUGAGGAAGUAAGAAUCAUCGUCUCCUACAGCCCUGUACGAGGCGAGCUGGACGAGACGUACUCCGCGGGUCGACUGCUGGAGCACACUUUCCGGCUCAAUUUGGAUUAUGCCAAAGCCCGAGGUGGAUCGGCCAUUGCUGGAGGUGGAUCACGCCUGAGGGGAGGGAAAGAGCGCAGAACGGUCUUGUGCCGGAAUCGAACAUGCACCUCUUUCAUCGGCGUCUGGCCAAAAGAGCUUGAUCUCGGCGAAACCAACGUCGGGUCGAGGAAGUCAAGUCAGAUUAUCGUCACCAACUACUCUGAGCUCAGCGCUCGAGUCGACCUACGCUUCGUCUCGAAAGUGCUGAGUAUGUACCGAGACGAAAUGACGAUACCCGCCCAUCAAAGUAUCCAUCUCAGUCUCGAUCAUUCCCCUCGCCGGGUGAAUGCGGCCUACUCCAAGCAGAUCACCGUGGCCAAUCUGCUCAAUAGACGCAACGACCAGAUCUUUGAAGUGCGCAGCAAAAACGUCGACAAGCAAAGGAUUAGCUUCCAUUCGCUGCUCUACCGCAUUCUGACGCCCAAUGGCUCGAAUUUCCUCGAGUUCGGAGACGUCAACAUCAAUUCGUCUCGUAUCCGCGCAUUUUCUAUUGAAAAUGUGACGAAUGCAAACCUGACACUCGACAUCAGCACGGCUCAUCCAGAGGACAUCGGCCUGUAUGUAAAGGCUAUGCCAGACGAAACUGCCAACUCUAAUCUCAGCGCCCCGUCAGCAGCGUCCGAGGCUGUUGGAGGCACGAAAACCGUCCACGCAAAGGGCAAAGGCUACGAGGACCAUGAGCCAAGUGGUAGCGUCAUGGCUCGAGCUUUGCCGGCAAUGUUGGCUGCGGCCAAGGAGGGCAAGGAUGGUCAGCCAGCCAACAAGGCAGCCAAGGGUGCGGAGCUAAAAGAGCGAUUUCUGGAGACGAUCUCCUCCGACACACCCGCACACAUCCGUCAAGAGAACACUUCGUGGCGAACUGCACAAAAGCUUAGCCAUUAUCGAAAGGAUGUUUCAUCCCCUUCUGUUGCGCUGGGCGAGCUGCGAGAAGGCGGUCAGAUCAGUGGAGGCGGCAAUGGCACAGGGACGGGCGCACAGAGCAAGAAAGGAGGACAAGUGAACCUUGUCACUGUUCUCAAGAAGGGGGGCAAAGGUCGCACGACCAUCCCUUUUGGCUGCGGCGUUGCCUUCAAAGAUCGGACAUUGAUCCAAGAGUUUGAACCUUUGGAUCUCGCCACCGGUCCACCUCUGGUCGCCAAGCGAAUCUCGACGAAGAGCCGUUGCUUCCAACUCCUUGAGCAGCUUGAGACGACAAAGCGAUCCGCCAAAAGUGCGAAGGCUGCAGAUGACCAGACCUUGUCAGCACCAACAGCAGAGCUUGGUGAUGAUACUGCAGAGGCUACUCCAAGUCACACCAAUUCAGCGGUUGCAACGCCUGUUGCAAAGCGACUGCCUAAUGCCCUUGCAAAUGACAUCAAGAGCAAAGCUGGCACACCUUCACGCCCGGUCGCAGGUCUCCACUCCGAUGACACCGUCAGAGAAAGUCAGCAGCGUUCACCGGCUCUCACUGCCAAGAGAAAAAUCAAGCAGACAGCUCUCGACCCCACCGACGUCUCGAAUUUGUCGCUCGAUGAGCUUCUGGCGGCUCUCGAGUCCCAGCCAAACGCCUUGAGCACUUUGUUCUUCAAUAGCGCCCAGGCUGAGGAGAAACACGUGCGCACCGAGAUCAACUUGCAGAGAGAGCUGAGGCGAGCGAUCGAGACUAGGCGACUGGUCCCCCUCAGCAUGCUUCGGGUUCCUCCGGGCGAGGAGCGUCAGGUCGUUGCAGUCUUCAGCCCGAACGGCAGCACCCGCCCUCACAUUCUUGGCACUGCACGGAAGCAAGAUUCUCGCAUCUUCUUACGUCUGAUGGACUACGAUGUUGAGGCGGUCAAAGCAUCUAUCGAGUUUUCUGCCAUGGCAACUCUAGAGAGGGACGAGCUUCCAAUUCGUGACCUGAUGGUACGUACUACAGUCUGCCGUGCACUGCUCGAGCUCGGUCAGCCUCACAUCAACUUCGGACAGAUGGAAAAGGGUGAGACGAAGACGAAGAAGAUCUUGAUUCAUAAUCGAUCCGAAUGGUCGGCACGGUACUGCAUCCGCAAGAGCGGAAGCAUUGCCAGUGGGGACAUAAAGCUGAGCUCUGGCAGAUAUGGUGUGGUCUCAGCACAUGGCAAGCGCGAAGUCGAGUUCAUCUUCUCUCCUUCGCUUACAGGGGCGUAUCAAGAGAAGCUGAUCAUCGAGAAUGUAGCCGAUCGAGAUCGAGACUUGACGGUGUUCCUCAAAGCCACUGUGAGGAAGAAGCCGAACUUUGCUGUAGAGCCCGCUGCCAUCGACUUUGGUGAAUGCCGCCCGGGCAAGCUCACCGAGGCGCAAUCGUUCAGCAUCUCCAACACGACGAGCAAGGCAAGGACCUUUGUUGUUGCCAUUGACUCGAGCGAUCUGCGACACCAGCGCACAAUCAUGGAUCUGGUCUUCUCCACGUCCGACGAAGACCAAACUCGUACAACGCUGACGAAGGCAGAGGAGACUUCGAUUGCAGAAGAAGUAGAGCACAUCUCUCAGAAGCUCAAGAUUGCCAAUCGCAAAGGCCAAGAAGACAAGAUCAAGAAGUACGAAGGGAGACUGGCCGAGCUGAAUGUCAAGACGGGCGGAGGAGCAGCACCGCCUACUCCGCUGAGUGCAGGUUCCUCGAGGCCUGCCUCGCCGCCUGCCCAGGCCUCACAGCCCUCUACUGAUGAGCAAGAGGCGGAAGGUGCACUUUCAACAGAAGUCACUGCCAAGUCCACCCCCGCGGAGGAUCUCUCUGCACGCGCUACCCUUGUCUCGCCUCCAGCUUCAGCUCGGCUGAAGCGAGUGUCGUCGACUGUGACGAUCAGUCUGGGUCCCAAUGCCAGUAAGCGCAUCUUUGUGCGUGUGCGGACCAGCGCAGUCCAUACUGCCCUCACGGCACAAGACGAGGAGCACGCGGCCUCUGUGCAAGAGAAAGGGGGGCAGGACGUUUCCCUGGAUGUGCUGGUGCACGAGGUCAAGAACCAAGACGAGACGCGGAUCGUUGCGGUUCGGGCCAGAGCCCUCUGGAGUAGUGGAUCCAGUGGCGCUGCUGCCGGUGGUGUCAGUGAAAGCUCCACUACCAAUGAAGAGAAGGCGGAGGAGGGGCCUCAGGAGGGAGAUAGAGAGGAAGAGAAUGUGGCGGACCCGCUGCCCGUGCACGACUCUUCGGCCGUCAUCUUUACUUCGGAUUCCCAGUUGUGAGAAUGAGGAGGAGCAGCAGACAUCGACCGCCCAGGUGACUCCAGAACGAUAUUACUACCCGGAUUGGACACGACCUGCAAGCGAUUGCUUGCCGUGUCCACGUCUACCACCACUUUCUCCUUCUCCUUAUGUCUUACGCCCGCACCAUUUUUAUGUUUUCCUUUUGCAGUCGUAGAAUCGAUAAAGUCGUAGAAUUCAGGCAGGUGUCGAUGCUC